AUGGGAACCGGGGAGUCAAAAAUGAACGACGAUCUCGUGCUGGAGGAAGAAGAUGAUGAUUCACUGACCGACGCGCUUCGGUCGAAUCUGACGAGAUUGAUCGCCUACGCUAAGAGCGCGGAUCCUAGUCUCCAACGACAGGUGGCGGAGAAACUAGCCAAUGAAGCAGUUAAACCAAGCCGACAAGCUCAGAUCGUCCAGCUAGGUGGCCUGAAGCUUCUCCUGCCCCUGACCCAGUCAAAGGAUGUGGAAGUUCAACGAUUGGCCGUCCACGCCUUGGCCAACCUCUCUGUCGACGCGGCGAAUCAGGAAGUCAUGGCCGAUGAGGGAGGAGUCGAUAUGUUGGUGGAAAUGUUAGCAUCCACGCACCCGCAUCUGCAGCGGCAAGCCUCGAAAGCAUUGGCAAAUCUGGGCGUCAACACUAGAAAUAAGGAGCGGAUCUGCAAGGCGGGAGGCGUAGGUCCGUUGGUGAAGCUCGCCGAUUCAAAGAGUCCGGGGGUGGCUGUGGAAGCCGUCGCCGCUCUGGCCAACUUAGCGGUUAACGACGAAAGUGAGCUCCAAAUAGUACGAGAAGGAGGACUGGCCCCAAUACUUGAAGGGGCCACCUCAUCCAACGUUGAACUCCAGUCUCAGUGCGCGCGGGCAUUGCGCAACCUCUCCGUCAACCCCUCGAACAAGAGCCGUAUCCUGGACAUGGGUGGUCAGGAGAUCUUGUCGACGUUGAGUCGAUCGUCAAACAAAAAGAUUAGACAGCAAGCGACCAAAGCGAUGGCAAACUUAGACUCAGCCUUGUCGACCAGGAAGUGA
Messenger RNA from Ectocarpus siliculosus, 807 nucleotides. NCBI's taxonomy places the organism in Eukaryota, Phaeophyceae, Ectocarpales, Ectocarpaceae. The record is from the annotation of a GenBank genome assembly.